AUGACCGAGGCAACAAACACUUUCCGUCUACCCUCACAAUUAAAUGUCACAGAAGGGAAUGUGUCAGAAAACUUUAAAAAAAGGAAAAGGCAAGUUGAAAUAGAUCUUGUGGCCAGCGGAGCUGUAAAAAAGGAUGGUGCAGUCCAAGUAGCAAUAAUUUUGAAUUGUGCCGGUCCCAACAUUGUAGACAUAUUUGAACAAAUUCAAUGGACAGAGGGAGGUGAUGAAAAGAAACCCGAUAAACUUUUAGAAAAACUAGAGGCCUACUGUAACCCAAGAAAAAAUGAAGUUUUAGAGUCCCAUAGAUUUUGGAUGGUACCAUACCAAGAACCUUUUGACAAUUUCUUAACUGAAUUGAGAACUAGAGCAAAUUCCUGCAAUUUCCAAGAGAAAGAUCGUAUGAUGCGUGACAAAACUAUUUUUAGUGUCACAGGCAAACUUCAAAAACUUUUAUUGAGAGAGGACAAGAUAAACCUAGACAAGACAAUCAAAAUUUGUAGAGCUUAUGAACAAUCAAAUAAAAAUGUUAAGGAGUUGAGAGAAUCUACAAGUUCUACUCACACAGUCAAUAAAGUCACACACCAUGAUAAAUUCAAAAAGAAAGCUUACCAACCUGAAAGUAAUAGACCCCAAACAAGGUACCCUCAAUCACAGAGUAAAACUUCUUACAACACACAAACUAACAACAAAGAAUGUAAUUUCUGUGGUUACAAACAUGAAAGAAAAAAGGAAAAAUGUCCAGCAUGCGGAAAAACAUGCGAUGCGUGCAAAGGUAGAAACCAUUUUAAAGCUAAAUGCAAGAAAAUACACUCAAUCAGCUCAACACAAAGUGACCAAGAAGAAGAUGACUGCUGGUUGAAUGCUAUCACUGGCCAUACAUCUGAAAAUGUAAUUCAUGCACUAGGUGCAGAGUCUAAAAACAUUUCAGCUUUAAUGAAUGUAAAUGAUUGCGAUGUUAGAUUUCAAUUAGAUAGCGCAGCCGAUGUAAAUACGAUUUGUAAACGAUAUAUCCGUAAAGAACAAGUAAAACCAAGCACAAUCACACUGCGUAUGUGGAACAAAACACCUAUGAAACCAAUAGGAGAGGUACAUUUGAAAUUGAUAGAUCCGAAAAAUAGUGACGAAACCAUGGCAACUUUGGUCGUUGUGCCAAAUGGACAUAUGAAUUUACUAGGCCUGGAAACAAUCCGUAGAAUGGGAUAA
Molecule: messenger RNA, 1203 nt
Organism: Mytilus trossulus (common blue mussel)
Lineage: Eukaryota; Metazoa; Mollusca; Bivalvia; Mytilida; Mytilidae
Exons: 1
Coding region: 1-1203 (400 amino acids)
Source: RefSeq, a predicted model, not a curated record